CCGCCGCCGUCGACGCUCUCCUCCUCCUCCUCCUCCAUCCUACGCCUGUGCUACCCACCUUUUGCCCCAGUCCAUUCCUUUUGCAGUUUGUAAUAUCACCAGCACACCAUGGGUUGCGUCCAGUCCGCCGGCGUCGACGAUGAGGCCAAAGCCCGCAACGACGAGAUUGAGAGCCAGCUCAAGCGGGACAGGAUGAUGGCCAAGAAUGAGAUCAAGAUGCUGUUACUCGGGGCCGGAGAGUCGGGCAAGUCGACAGUGCUCAAGCAGAUGAAGUUGAUCCACCAUGGCGGAUACAACGAUCAAGAGCGGGAUUCAUACAAGGAGAUCAUAUUUUCCAACACUAUCCAGUCUAUGCGUGCGAUACUUGAGGCCAUGCCUCAUCUCGACAUCCCCCUCCAGCCUCAAAAUGACGCUCGUCGCUCCGUCAUCCUCUCUCUCCCUCCGCAAAUUGAAGGCGACAUACUUCCGCGAGAUGUCAUAGAUGCUGUCCGCGGUCUCUGGCGCGACCCUGGCGUCAAGGAAGCCGUCCGUCGUUCGCGCGAGUUCCAGCUCAAUGACUCGGCCGUCUACUACUUCAACGCGAUCGACCGCAUGUCCCAGCCCAGCUACCUCCCCACGGACCAGGACAUCCUCCGAUCUCGUGUCAAGACGACCGGCAUCACCGAAACCACCUUCAAGGUCGGCGAGCUCACCUACCGGUUGUUCGACGUGGGCGGUCAGCGGUCGGAGCGGAAGAAGUGGAUACACUGCUUUGAGAACGUCACCGCGCUCGUGUUCUUGGUGUCUCUCAGCGAGUACGACCAGAUGCUGUACGAGGACGAGAGUGUGAACCGUAUGCAAGAAGCCCUCACGCUGUUCGACUCGAUAUGUAACUCGCGCUGGUUCGUCAAGACGUCAAUCAUUCUCUUCCUGAACAAAAUCGACCUGUUCGCGGAGAAACUUCCGCGCUCGCCUCUGGGCGAUUACUUCCCCGACUACACCGGUGGCGACAACUACGACGCGGCCUGCGACUACCUCCUCCACCGCUUUGUUUCGCUCAACCAGUCGGCCGCGACUAAGCAGAUCUACGCCCACUACACGUGCGCGACUGAUACGCAGCAGAUCAAGUUCGUCCUUAGCGCCAUCCAGGACAUCUUGCUUCAGCUCCACCUACGGGAAUGCGGUCUGUUGUAAAGGAUUUCGUACGGUGACCACCGCGGUCGUCGUACGCAUGCAUCAUCUUAUAUCUAUGUCGCCUCACAUAUUUUCUGUUCCGACCUUUCCUCAACACAUAGCUUGGUUCUUGGAGAUACUAUCUUCUCAUCGUAUACUUUACCCCUUUUCUCUUGCAUCGACCUUGUCGCCUUACUUUUACAGUAUCGCAUUCACGAAAGGUGCCGUCCGUCUGUGGACUUCUGGUCUGUUUACUUUCUGCGGCUUCAUGAGGAUGGACGGCGUGUGUUUCAAUAUAAUACCCAUGUUUCGUCGAGUGGAUAGCCAACUGAGCCCUGGGUCAGGACAGGUGUGCC
This is a messenger RNA of Punctularia strigosozonata HHB-11173 SS5, 1508 nucleotides long. Its product is annotated as heterotrimeric G protein alpha subunit B. Gene Ontology annotation, biological process: G protein-coupled receptor signaling pathway. Lineage: Eukaryota; Fungi; Basidiomycota; Agaricomycetes; Corticiales; Punctulariaceae. Gene Ontology annotation, cellular component: heterotrimeric G-protein complex. The record is from RefSeq and is a predicted model, not a curated record. Gene Ontology annotation, molecular function: GTPase activity; G-protein beta/gamma-subunit complex binding; GTP binding. The coding region runs from base 109 to 1173 and encodes 354 amino acids. The transcript is spliced from 7 exons.